Molecule: messenger RNA, 199 nt
Organism: Amoebophrya sp. A25
Lineage: Eukaryota; Dinophyceae; Syndiniales; Amoebophryaceae
Source: the annotation of a GenBank genome assembly
CUGCGAACGAAGGUACUAGCAGGUUGCGCAAAACAGUAGAAGACAAUUUAGACCUUGCGGGUUUUAGAAUUGUUCGUUGUUGUCCAGUGGUAGAUACAGUGACGCGCUCCAGUGGUAUAGGACUUUGUAUUGAAAAGAUGGGGGCGAAUUUUCCCACGAACACAUUCGAGAGAUAUACGGUAGCAUUUGACAUUCACAC